This is a messenger RNA of Sphaerodactylus townsendi, 3623 nucleotides long. RefSeq names its product smoothened, frizzled class receptor (gene SMO). Gene Ontology annotation, cellular component: dendrite; cilium; plasma membrane. Gene Ontology annotation, biological process: positive regulation of smoothened signaling pathway; smoothened signaling pathway; commissural neuron axon guidance. NCBI's taxonomy places the organism in Eukaryota, Metazoa, Chordata, Lepidosauria, Squamata, Sphaerodactylidae. The record is from RefSeq and is a predicted model, not a curated record. Gene Ontology annotation, molecular function: patched binding; transmembrane signaling receptor activity.
UCGGGCCCGUCGGCUCCCGGGGGCGCCCAGUCCUGCCCCGAGGGAGGGGGCUGCUGUGGGGAGGGGGCGGGCUCAUCCGUGCGGGCCCCCCCUUUCUUUGCCUCGAGCGCGCUCCCGGGCCCUGGCCGGCUCCUCCCAGCCCAAACUUCCCAGGCGACUUUCCAAAGGCGCGCGCCCCCGUCGCGCCCGCGCUUCCCCGGCUGGAGGAAGGAGGGAGGGAGGAAGAAGAAAGGAGGAGGAGGAGGAGGAGGAGGAGGCCGCCCCCGCCGGGCCGCCGCUUUUUUGGCCCCUCGGCGGGCCUCGCAACAAAGGCAGCCCCGGCGGCGGCCCCGAGGAGCGCCCGGGCGAGGCGGCCCCAAAGUUGGCGCAAACUUUCCUCCCCGUCGGCCGGGGCAUGGGGGGCCCCGCGGCGUGGCCGGGCCCGGGGGCGGCGUAGCGGGCCGGGGAUGGCCUCCUCGGGGGUGGGCCUGGCGCUGCUGCUGGGGCUGGGGGCGCUGGGGGGGCUGCGGGCGUCGGGGGCGUCCAACGGGAGCGCGGAGCGGUGCAAGCGCGCCGCGCCCUGCGAAGCCCUCCGCCAGCCCUCCUGCCUGGGCUCGCCGCUGCCCUACGCCGCCACCUCGGUGCUGCUGGCCGGCGACUCCCGCUCCCAGGACGAGGCCCGCGACAAGCUGCUCCUCUGGUCCGGUUUGCGAAAUGCCCCCCGUUGCUGGGACGUCAUCCAGCCCCUCCUGUGUGCCGUUUACAUGCCCAAGUGCGAAGAUGGCAUGGUGGAGCUGCCCAGCCAGAUGCUGUGCCAGGCGACGCGGGGACCCUGCACCAUCGUGGAACGGGAACGGGGCUGGCCCGAUUUUCUGAAAUGCACCACAGACCACUUCCCAGAAGGAUGCCCAAAUGAGGUCCAGAAUAUCAAGUUCAACAGCUCAGGGCAGUGCGAGGCCCCCUUAGUCCGGACAGACAACCCCAAGAGCUGGUACGAGGACGUCGAGGGGUGCGGGAUCCAGUGCCACAACCCCCUUUUUACUGAGAAGGAGCACCAUGAGAUGCACGUCUACAUCGCCGCCUUCAGCUCGGUCACCAUUUUCUGCACCUUCUUUACCUUGGCCACCUUCGUAGCAGACUGGAAGAACUCGAAUCGCUACCCUGCUGUCAUCCUCUUCUACGUCAACGCCUGCUUCUUCAUGGGCAGCAUUGGGUGGCUGGCCCAGUUCAUGGACGGGGCCCGCAGCGAGAUCGUGUGUCGAGCGGACGGGACCAUGCGGCUGGGAGAGCCCACCUCCGACGAGACCCUCUCUUGCGUGAUCAUUUUCAUCAUCGUCUACUACUCCUUGAUGUCGGGCGUGAUCUGGUUCGUCAUGCUGACCUACGCCUGGCACACGUCCUUCAAGGCCCUGGGCACCACCUACCAGCCGCUGGUGGGCAAGACCUCCUACUUCCACCUCGUGACCUGGUCGAUCCCUUUCGUCCUCACGGUCGCCAUUUUGGCUGUCGCUCAGGUGGACGGGGACUCGGUCAGCGGCAUCUGCUUCGUCGGGUACAAGAACUACCACUAUCGGGCGGGGUUUGUGCUAGCCCCCAUCGGCCUGGUGUUAAUCGUGGGGGGCUAUUUCUUGAUCAGAGGCGUGAUGACCCUCUUCUCCAUCAAGAGCAACCACCCCGGCUUGCUGAGUGAGAAAGCGGCUAGCAAGAUCAACGAGACGAUGCUGCGGCUGGGGAUCUUUGGCUUCUUGGCCUUCGGCUUUGUGUUCAUCACCUUCGGCUGCCACUUCUACGAUUUCUUCAACCAGGCGGAAUGGGAGCGCAGUUUCCGGGAGUACGUCCUCUGUGAGGCCAAUGUCACAAUUGCGACUCAGACCAAUAAGCCCAUCCCAGACUGCGAGAUCAAGAACCGGCCCAGCCUCUUGGUAGAGAAGAUUAACCUCUUUGCCAUGUUCGGGACUGGUAUUUCCAUGAGCACCUGGGUAUGGACCAAAGCCACCCUCCUCAUCUGGAAGCGCACCUGGUGCAGGCUGAUCGGCCGGAGCAGCAACGAGCCCAAGAGGAUCAAGAAGAGCAAGAUGAUCGCCAAGGCCUUCUCCAGGCGGAAGGAGCUGCAGCAGAACCCCCUUCAGGAGAUGUCCUUCAGCAUGCGUACCGUCUCGCACGAGGGGCCCGUGGCUGGCCUGGCGUUUGACCUGAAUGAGAGCCACGGGGUCCGACGUUUCUCCGGGCUUUGGGCUCCAAGCAUCUGCUUUAAGAUGGUGGCUCGCAGGGGAGCCAUCUUGCCUCAGGACGUUUCUGUCACUCCCGUGGCCACACCUGUGCCCCCCGAGGAAAGGGCUAGCCUGUGGGUAGUGGAGGCCGAGAUCUCCCCCCGGCUGGAGAGGAAGCUGCGCCGCAAGAAGAAGAAGCGCCGGAGGAAGAUGGAGGUGAGCCCCGACCGGCCGGGCGACGCGCGCUACGACGCCCCCGAAGUGGACUCCUUCGCCCCCAGAGACGUCAGCUCCGUUCCUCGCCUUCCUCAGCUCCCCAGGAAUAAGUGUUUGGUAUCCGGCCCCAAAGAACCCGGGAACGACACGCUGCCGUCGAGAGGUUACCCCAGAUCGAGACCCGGCGCUCUGCAGCGGGAAGACCUGUUUUCCAGGGGGAUGUGUGAAUCCACGGCCGGCUACAGGCAGACCAGCGCCCUCCAUUCCAUCAGCCACCCCUUUUGCCCCGAAGACGGCCUGCCAGACGAGGCGGGACUCGGGAACGCCGCUCGCCUGUACCCCGUGCCUCACCCGCAGCUUCAACGCAGCAGCUUUUUCCAGCAGCUCAGUACGGGUCCGCCCCCCGCCUCCUUAUUCUUCAGGAACAGCCCUUACCCGUCCCAGACUCAAGCGAGGGGGUUGCCCCCCAUCCACUCCCGGACCAACCUCAUGGACGCCGAACUGCUGGACGCAGAUUCUGAUUUCUAGGAGUUGGGACGGGACUUCCGUGAUUAGGGGUCAGACGUGAGUUUCCUCGGGGAAGGGGUAAAAGGGCCUCCAACCUUGGUGCCCCCAAAACUCUCCCCGGCUGCUGCUUCGCCCUGAGACUUGAGGCUGAGCUUCCAAGAAAGGAUUUUGUUUCGAAAAGAGUUCUUUUGCCGCGCACCCCGUCUCGCCGUUUGUUUCCAGACUGGCUCGUUCACGGCUUUGCACGCCGGAGCCUCCGGCUUCCAUUUAAGACCUUAGAAGCCCUUCUUCUCCGCCUUCCCUUCGGGCAGCGCCGGAUCCUGCUCCGUGGGCCGGCCCCGACGUGUGCUCUAGAAAAACGGGAAGCCCUCUAGCGGCUUGCUCUUGGUCCCUAGCCUUAUUGUGGGACUGAAUUGUGCCAAAAUAUUGAUAGCUUUGGUAUAUCGAAGGCAGCCGGGAGAAGGCCAGGUUGCCACCGGCAAAGAACAGACCCAGGAGGGCAAAGCACAGUUUGCCUGCUCUGGGAAGAGACCUGCCUCUUGGGUCUGCUGGUAUCCUGAUUGCAAAAAUGGCCCCACAGGACUCACAGGAUCUUAAGAACAUAAGAACUAGCCUGCUGGAUCAAACCAGAGUCCAUCUAGUCCAGCUCUCUGCUACUCGCAGUGGCCCACCAGGUGCCUUUGGGAGCUCACGUGCAGGAGGUGAAAGCAA